Messenger RNA from Patella vulgata (common limpet), 1075 nucleotides. Its product is annotated as deoxyribonuclease TATDN1. NCBI's taxonomy places the organism in Eukaryota, Metazoa, Mollusca, Gastropoda, Patellidae. Gene Ontology annotation, cellular component: cytosol. Bases 96 to 1049 code for a protein of 317 amino acids. Gene Ontology annotation, molecular function: 3'-5'-DNA exonuclease activity. The transcript is spliced from 12 exons. The record is from RefSeq and is a predicted model, not a curated record.
UGCCACUCCACGUUAUUUCAUUUUGUAAAUAAACAAGGAAUGUUACAAAAAGUGUUGCAAUAUAAAUAAGAAGAAUCAUUUAAUUAUGCUAGUUGAUGCUACUGACAAUAGUUAGAUUCUGUAGAAUGGCGACUGCUGGUAGUACACACAAAUUUAUAGAUAUUGGGGUGAAUUUAACAGAUCCUGUAUUUCGAGGAAGAUAUCAUGGGUCUAAUAAACACCCAGAUGAUUUUGAAGAUGUUGUGGAUCGAGCCAAGAAAGUUGGAAUGCAGAAGAUGAUUAUAACAGGAGGUAAUUUAAAAGAAUCUAAAGAAGCCUUGGAGAUUGCAAAACAAGAAGAAUCUUUAUAUUGUACUGUGGGCUGUCAUCCAACAAGGACAAGUGAUUUCGAGAAAAGUGGGAAUCCCGAUAAAUAUUUAUCAGAUCUGAUAGAACUAGCUCUAAGUAAUCGAGAUAAGAUAGUUGCCGUGGGAGAAUUUGGUUUAGAUUAUGAUCGUCUUCAUUUUAGUCCAAAAGAAACUCAGUUAAAAUAUUUUGAGAAACAAAUGGAAUUAGCUGAAACGGCCAAAUUACCGUUAUUUUUACACUCUCGAAACUGUUCAGAUGAUUUUAUAGAUAUUAUCAAGAGAAAUAGAGAUAGAUUUACUGGUGGAGUGGUUCAUUCGUUUACUGGAAGUAAAGAAGAAGCUGCCACCAUUUUAAGUCAGGAUUUAUAUAUUGGUAUUAAUGGCUGUUCGUUAAAGACCCAGGAGAAUGUUGAUGCUAUGUGCUCUAUACCAACUAACAGACUGAUGAUAGAAACAGAUGCCCCCUGGUGUGAAAUAAAAGCAACUCAUGUAGGAAAUAAACUGAUAAAAACUAAUUUUCCGUGCAAGAAAAAAGAAAGAUGGGAGAAAGGAAUGUGUGUAAAAGGUAGAAAUGAACCAGCUCACAUCAUACAAGUUUUAGAAGUAAUGGCUGCUACUAGAAAUGAAGACAUCAAUGAUUUAGCUGAAACGAUGUAUCAGAAUACACUUAAAUUAUUCUUCUCUCGAGAUAAUAGCUUAUGAUGUAUAUAUUGUUUAUAUUUAUAAUA